Molecule: messenger RNA, 3098 nt
Organism: Nematostella vectensis (starlet sea anemone)
Lineage: Eukaryota; Metazoa; Cnidaria; Anthozoa; Actiniaria; Edwardsiidae
Product: Bardet-Biedl syndrome 7 protein homolog
Exons: 20
Coding region: 165-2315 (716 amino acids)
Biological process (GO): non-motile cilium assembly; intracellular transport; intracellular protein localization
Cellular component (GO): membrane; BBSome; axoneme
Source: RefSeq, a predicted model, not a curated record
AAUUUCAACGCUGACCACUUCUUGCGCCGAUGGCUCUCGCAAAAAAACAUUUUAAUGAUGUCCCAACAACCGUGAAAACUCUGUCAUAUUUUGAUUUUCCGUGAAUCCAACAAACCAAACUUCUCCAUCGGAGUGUCUUCAUUUAACCAAGCGACUGAUUCAGGAUGAUGGAACUAAGCUUAACGCGGUCUGAUUAUCUUCAGGUUGGUGUGACUUCUCCUAAGACCCUGAAGCUUUUGCCUUCAGGAGGUAAACGAAGCACUCAGAAGAUUGCCAUUGCUGAUCAUGAUGGUGUUGUCACAUGCUUUGGGAUGAAAAAGAGUACUUCCCAGAUUGUCUUCAAGACCCUUCCAAGCUCUGCCAUAUCACGGCUAAGCCUGGGUGGAUUCCAGGGCCCUGCCCAAGACAGGAUCUUUGUAGCCUCUGGUGCUGAGGUUAAAGGUUUCUCAAAAAAGGGGAAGCAGUUUCUUGGAUUUGAUACAAACUUGACAGAGAGUAUUCAAGCCAUGUUUGUAAAUGGUGCUGAUCUUUUUCUGUGUGGAAACUACAUAUACAAUCACUAUAGAGAUUGCAAGGAUGAGAACUAUUACUUGUCAGGAGACAAGAUAAAUGAUGUCAUCUGUCUCCCACCAAGAAAGAGUGGUGAGUUAGUACCUAUCCUAGCAUGCCAAGACAGAGUGCUCCGUGUUUUACAGGACUCUGACCUAUUGUAUGAGGUAGAGGUUGCAGGACCUCCUUUGGUGAUGGCUUUGUAUGGGGGAAAUGGUGGACCAAGUGGAGAGGAGGUUAUUUAUGGGACAUCUGAUGGCAAGAUAGGUCUUGUUCAGCUUGGGAGACAUACUCCAAACCACAAGUGGGAGAUUCCAAAUGAAAAGAGGAAUGGGAGUAUACUGGCCCUGGAGACAUUUGACAUCACGGCAGAUGGUGUUGCUGAUAUCCUUGUUGGUAGGGAUGAUGGUGUUGUGGAGGUGUAUGGGUUUGACGAGAUGGACGAGCCAGUGCACAGGUUUUCUCAGACCAUGAGUGAGAGCAUCACCUCUAUCGCUGGUGGGUGUGUUAGUGCGGCCGGUUAUGAUGAGUUGGUGGUGGGAACUUACGCUGGAUGGGUGGUCGGCCUCACGACGGAGCCGCAGCACAAGGAAGCAGGAUCUGACAUGACGUCCCAAGAACCAAUCAGUGAAGAGACUCAACAAAAAAUCAACAACUUACGCUAUGAGAUUGACAGUUUACAGCAGCAAGUUCUAAAGGAGCGUGAGAAAUACCAAUACACAGCCCACUCUACAUCAGCUGUGUCUGCUAUUCCCCAGUUUGCGAUCAACGACAGAUUUGCCCUAAACCGUGAUGAUGCAAGCUACACGCUCAGUAUUGAAGUACAGAUACCUAUUGACAACGUCCUUCUGCAGAGCGAUGUGCCAAUUGACCUACUCGAUGUUGACAAGAACUCUGCUGUUGUCAGUUACAGUGCUUGUGAUGUUGAGAAUGGGAACUUUUUACUGGCAACGUAUCGCUGUCAAGCCAACACGACUCGCCUGGAGCUGAAGAUCCGGUCGAUAGAAGGGCAGUAUGGCACGCUACAAGCGUAUAUCACCCCUCGCAUACAACCCAAGACUUGCCAGGUCAGACAGUAUCCCAUCAAGCCUCUUUCGCUGCACCAGAGAACACAUGUCUUCGACGAGUCCAAGCCAAUGAAUUCUCUGAAGCUAACAGGGCCUUUCAGCUUUGCGGAAGUCCAUUCAUGGGUCUGCUUCUGUCUCCCUGAGGUCCCUGACAGGACCCCCGCAGGUGACCAAGUGACGUUUCAUUUUCUCUCCACAUUCCUGGAUACACAGCUUGAUUGCACCUACAGGAAAGGCGAGGCUGUGUUUUUAUCAGACAACAUAUCUACCAUCUCCAUCUUAAAAGACGUGCUGACGAAAGAGGCCACGAAAAGAAAGAUCAACCUAAACAUUUCUUACGAUCUGAGCGAGGAGUCAGUAGUACACACUUUAAACAUGAUUCACCCCAAACUCGAAUACCAGCUGCUGCUUGCCAAGAAGGUCCAGCUCAUUGAUGCCCUCAAGGAACUUCAAGGUCACGAGAAGGACAUCAGCUUCUUCGCACCCGAAUACAAGACAAUUCUCGAGGAGGCAGACCAACUGCAAGCAGAGUACAAGAAACAGCCGUGCCAUCUUGAGAGGCUGUAUGGAAUGAUCACUGAUCUUUACAUCGACAAGUUCAAAUUCAAGGGUAUGAACGUCAAGAGCAAAGUACCGAUGCUGCUAGAAGUCCUUGAUAACUACGACGUGCAAAACCUCGUCGACUUCUUUGAGGCUUAGUAUAGGCACUUCCCUGGUAUAGACUAUACAAGCACUAAGUAGGCGUGUAGCGAGGGGCGUACGCAGGAUUUUAACAAGUUGCAGUCAAAGCAUUCAGAAGCUGAAUGAGGGCGUGGCCCCUCAUCCCCGUGAAGAUCUCAUAGCUCCUGCUUUUGGAUUUGAAAUUGGCGUCAAUGCGUCAGACUUUUAAGAAUAUUACACGAUCCUCGAUCUAAAAUAGGACUUCAGUCGUCGCGUGGCACUGAACGACAUGACAAUAUGUUUGGAAAUCAUCUGUAGACUACCAUGAUUAAGAAAAUUAUAGUGUUUAUCCUGAUCAUAUAUAUAAGUUCAAAGCUGAACGAAGAGAUCCAGCGCUUGAGUUAACAUUUUUCCCCUCGUUAUGCAAAUAGGAUCGCCAAAUUUUUUUCCUGGUAGCGAGGGUGCACCCUCCCCCGGCCAUCUUAAACGGUCCUCGAUAGCUAUGACGUCCUACGUGCUUUUUACGAAAAAGUGGGUUACUCCUAUGAAAUAAUCGUCAAAUCUGGGAAAUUCUGUUUAUUUUCUUUGUGCUUGUACAGCUCUGGCUACGCAUCUGAAGAGUAACCGAUUAAGGGAAUGUAUAUUUAUUGAAUCUUUAUUUUAGACUGCAUGACGGACGUGACGAGAUAUUGCGUUUGGUUAAUGUUUGGUCACCUAAAAGUUGUUCACUUAUUAAAAGAUCGUCAAAUACUAAUACUUUCGUAGAUCUUCACUCUCCAUGAGAACUUCUACUUUGUAAAUAAUAAACUAGAUGAAUCAUUA